This is a messenger RNA of Carassius gibelio (silver crucian carp), 1319 nucleotides long. RefSeq names its product histone H2A-like. Gene Ontology annotation, cellular component: nucleosome. The coding region runs from base 57 to 443 and encodes 128 amino acids. Gene Ontology annotation, molecular function: protein heterodimerization activity; DNA binding; structural constituent of chromatin. NCBI's taxonomy places the organism in Eukaryota, Metazoa, Chordata, Actinopteri, Cypriniformes, Cyprinidae. The record is from RefSeq and is a predicted model, not a curated record. The transcript has a single exon.
GAAUCCUAAAUUCAUUGUUUCUGCAUAUCUAACGUAGAACUGACUAUCUGUCAACAAUGAGCGGAAGAGGCAAAACCGGUGGCAAAGCGAGAGCGAAGGCCAAGACUCGCUCCUCCAGAGCAGGGCUGCAAUUCCCCGUCGGCCGUGUUCACAGACUUCUCCGUAAGGGGAAUUACGCAGAGCGCGUCGGUGCCGGAGCUCCCGUCUAUCUGGCGGCUGUGCUCGAGUAUCUGACCGCUGAGAUCCUGGAGUUGGCUGGAAACGCCGCGAGAGACAACAAGAAGACCCGAAUCAUUCCCCGUCACCUGCAGCUGGCGGUGCGCAAUGACGAGGAGCUCAACAAACUCCUGGGGCGAGUGACCAUCGCUCAGGGCGGCGUGCUGCCCAACAUCCAGGCCGUGCUGCUGCCCAAGAAGACCGAGAAACCCGCCAAAGCCAAGUAAACCGAGUCCGCUCUGUUUCUCAAACACAAAGGCUCUUUUAAGAGCCACCCAUUUUAUCAAUAGAAGAACGUUUUUCUGACAUACGAUUCGGUUCAUAGAGACGAUCGGUCAAUAAACAUAUGCAAGUAGAUUUGCACCACAUCAACUAAACUAGACAAUUGUACUUUAAGUACAACUAAUUAAAAACGUAAACACUUCAGACAGACAAACCAGUCUUUAUUUGGUAAGAGUAAGCAAAAACUAUUUGCUGUGGUCACAUGAAUACAUAAAAGAAAAGAUAGAAAAAAUUGAAAUAAAAAAAAAAAAUAUACACUUAAGACCAGUAAGCUAGUUUUGCACAUGCAACUGUAGAAAGUAUGUUGUGAGGGAACAAUUAAAAUAAUCCAUUAUAUUCUUAUUUACACCAUAUAUUAACUGAUAUAUUGCUCCCAUAUUAUGAAAUGCUAUGUUCACAUGUGAGGCCUGCUGGGUCUGAGUACAAGGAAAUAUCACCAUGACCUGCUUUAUGAGGAAUAUUAUGUGAGUAAUGAGACCCAUCAAGUGUUUAUCACACAUGAGGUAUAAUAUGGUGUUCGAGACAUGGGAAGAGUGUAACAGUAGAGAUGUGUGCUCACUUGUUUUUGUCACUCACAGCGGAGAUAACUGCUGUAUUGUCUGACCUUCUUGCAAGAAAACAAAAUAUACAUAAAAUACUGUAUUUGAUCAUGUUUUUGAUUUAAGAAGAACAAUUAUAUUACAAUAUAUUUACUAUUGCCUUUCUCUUUGAUUAUUCUCUCUCUUUCUAGCUUGAACUUAUUUGAACAAUCCCUACAACUUGGUGCUCCAAGCACUUGCCGUGUCUGUUUGCCUCUUUAAGAAGAAUCGCUUUAUGUAUCC